This is a messenger RNA of Oryzias latipes (Japanese medaka), 1349 nucleotides long. RefSeq names its product ARL6 interacting reticulophagy regulator 1 (gene arl6ip1). Gene Ontology annotation, biological process: cotranslational protein targeting to membrane. The record is from RefSeq and is a predicted model, not a curated record. NCBI's taxonomy places the organism in Eukaryota, Metazoa, Chordata, Actinopteri, Beloniformes, Adrianichthyidae. Gene Ontology annotation, cellular component: membrane; Sec61 translocon complex.
CUGUCUUAGCUCGACCGUUAGAGACGCCGAAGCAGCAGGUGGAGUGCAGUCUAAUCCCCAGCUCCAGUUUAGCUGUAGAACUUUAAGGGGUUUCACGCCACAAAUCUAAAACACCGAAACCACCGUGAUGGCUGAAGGCGACAACAAAAGUUCAAACGUAAUAGCUCAGGAAACUGCACAGCUGGAGGAGCAGCUGCAGGCCUGGGGAGAGGUGAUCCUGGCUGGGGAUCGUGUUCUGCGAUGGGAGAAGCCCUGGUUCCCUGGAGCUCUAGUGGGAGCUACCACCGUGAUCUUCUUGCUGGUGUAUUACCUGGACCCGUCAGUGCUGACUGGACUCUCCUGCACAGUCAUGCUGCUCUGCUUGGCUGACUACUUGGUUCCCACCCUCGCCCCCCGAGUAUUUGGCUCCAAUAAGUGGACUACUGAGCAGCAGCAACGCUUCCAUGAGAUUUGCGGAAACCUGGUGAAGAGUCAGAAGAGGGUUGUUGGCUGGUGGAAGCGUCUCUGCGCUCUGAAGGAGGAGAAGCCCAAAAUGUACUUUGCCUCAGUGAUCAGCAGCCUGCUGGCAGUGGCCUGGAUCGGACAGCAGGUGCACAACCUCUUCCUCACCUACCUGACUGUGAGCUUCCUGCUUCUGCUGCCCGGGCUGAACCAGCACGGCAUCAUCAGCAAGUACGCGGGCAUGGCGAAGAGGGAGAUCAACAAGCUGCUGAAGCAGAAGGAGAAGAAGAACGAAUAGACACGACGAAAGGCGCUGGAACGAAGCGUUGCCGAGGACGACGAGAGGCUCUGUCUGCAAAUAAAACGCACUUUUUGUUUUUCACACCUUGGAAAAAAUUGGCCGUUUUCACACCUUUAGACCUCGCCACCCUUCAGUUUUAAAGACACCCGUGCAUGCAGCCACAGCUUUAGGUUUGUCACCUGUGAACGGCACAGCCCACUCUUUGUUUUUAGGUCAGGUGAGCUUUAUUUUAAAGAAUCUGCGAUACUAUGACGCCACUCGUUCUUAGACUUUGACUACUGAAGCAGCUUUUUAUCCGCUCUCACAAUAAUCAUGUUUUUUGGGGUGAAGUUUAGAUAAAGAGCCAAUUCUGAGGUUUCACUGAUGUAAGACGAUUCAGCUUUAGCGGGACUGAACCCAAAACUGGAUUUAAGGCUGAGCUGAUCAAGAGUCCAGACUGCUGAACCCACACAAGCUGGACCCUGUGUUUGUUUGGGGGGAGGGGGGUGUACAAAGCUUCUCAUGUCUGUCCGUUCUGUUUGUUUUCUCUCAUUUUCUUUGUUCAUAGUCUUUACAAUUUUUGUUGUAACUGGAAAUCUCAACUAUAAUAAAGUUUCAUUUUAAGUUA